GUGUCAGUACCAUACGUUGUAGCAAUUCUCCCCUUUGCUUCUACAUUAUUCUUUCUGCUGUAGUUCUGUAAUAUAUUGAAAAAUGGGGAAUUCGUUUCAAAUAAUGUUUAGUAGCGAUCCAUUUCCGAAAAUGGACACAGAUCCAACAUUUGAUCCAAUGUUUGGAUUUAAAGGGGAGCGUAAAAAAAGAGUUACGCCAGGUAUAUCCGAAGAAGAUUUGAUAGCUGCUAAAGUUCCUACCGAUUUAAGAGAUUAUUGUGCUCAUAAGUAUUUGGAUUAUCAACGUUGUUAUAUGAAAGAGUUCCCUUUUGUAACACGUUGUUAUAAUGAAGUGCAUCACUAUAUCCAAUGUGAAUAUGAGGAUGAUAUCUUGAGGGCAAAGGAAUAUGAAAGAGAGCGUAGACUUCGUCUCAGAGAACUCAGGAAGCAAAAGGCUCUGGAAGCAGCAGCAGCUUAAAUUCCACACGCACCUAACACAUUUAGAUUAUACAUACAUGAAUAUAGACAAUAUAUAUGCAGUUUGCUUAUGAAAGUGGUCAUAAUAAAGAAUUUAAGGUAUAAAUUAAUAAAUAAAAAUAUCGAUAUUUUUAU
This is a messenger RNA of Frieseomelitta varia, 591 nucleotides long. RefSeq names its product NADH dehydrogenase [ubiquinone] 1 beta subcomplex subunit 7 (gene ND-B18). Gene Ontology annotation, cellular component: mitochondrion. The transcript is spliced from 3 exons. Lineage: Eukaryota; Metazoa; Arthropoda; Insecta; Hymenoptera; Apidae. The coding region runs from base 83 to 457 and encodes 124 amino acids. The record is from RefSeq and is a predicted model, not a curated record.